CACAUGGAGCAUUUAUUGAGGCAUCCCAUUCAGCACACAGAAGUCAGUCCAUGCCAUUCAGCCGAUAGAUAAAGAGCAUGUUCACGUACAGCUGCGAUUAAAACUACCUCACACAACAGAGACACAUACACAGACAGACAGACAGACUGACUGUACACACACACCAAGGAUGGAUAAAAGAGCGAAUCGAUAACACCAGGGGCACUGUGCCACCCUCACACCCACACACAGACACACAGCCGAUGUACCCUCUCCUCCCCUCCCCGCUGUCUCUCCCUCCACCAGCCAUGACGCACACCGCCCCAUAUACGGCACUGACCUACACUGACUGACCUACACUGACCUGCCUGCUCCUCCCCAAUCCGUCAGGCAGGCAGCCAGGUAGCCAGGCCUCAGAACCAUCACUCACUCAGCCACUGCCGGUCGACGUGCUGGCCGACGCCUGAAAGCCACUCAAGGAGGUCACAGGAGACCACAAUGCCGUUUAUGUGUACGCAGCCUCUCUCCUGUCUUGCAUUGGUCUCAUCCAGCUGUCUGUCCGUCUGCCUCGCCCGCUGCAGUGCGUAGAUUUCCAUGUCCACACACGUGAAGGUCUGAGCAGCAGCCAAGGUGGCCCAUCCGUCGAUGUCGUCGUAGCUGCCUCUGUAUGUCUUGCCGGCGGGCAGCUCGUCUCUCUUCACCCACUGCUGGCAGCUGCGCAGGUCGCCGGCAGGACGACCAUCCGGCCACCCCCACCCCAGCCACAGGCGGCCGCCGCCGAUGGCCACAUAGCCGCCAACGGACACACCGUUGGUGUCCUUGACCGCCCCAUCUGUGCCGGCGACCGUCACAUACUGCUGGUCGUCCGGCACUGCGAUGUGUGUGAUGCCGUCGGCCUCGCUGAAUGCGCCACACAUCGAGUAGAAGGCCACGGGGCAGUUGGUCGUCUCCACGGCCGUGGCGUCAGCCGGCUGCUUGAGCUGUCUGUUGAGGUGGGCGGCGAUGAUGUGGUUGCCGGCGUCCUUGAGGACCAGCAGCAGAUUGGUGGCGGUGCCCACCUUGGCCAGCAUGGUGGGGUACAUCCAACCGUCACACGCACCCCUGACACACAGCCACACACACACACACACAGAGAGAGAGAGAGAGAGCGAAUCAGUGACAUCACCACUGUUUCUCUCAGUGGGCUGGUUACUCACUUGUACAGCAGCUUCGGCGUCGCAUUGGCAUUGCCCGUCAUGUUGACGAGCUCCUGCAGUUGAACAGCAGACAGGACGGGCUCGGCCGGAGGAGUCGUCGACACCUGCACACAGACAGACAUACAGACAGACAACAACGAUACAUCAUGGACACAUCAACUCAGCCCCCCUCCGUUGAUGUCUCACUGACCUCAUACACCUCCAGCCGCUGGGCAGUGAAGGAAUGGCUGCCCGCCACAGUGGCCCAUCCGUUGGUGUCGCAGCUGCCCAGGUAGGUCUUGCCGGCGGGCAGCUCGUCUCUCUUCACCCGCUGGCAGCUGCGCAGGUCGCCGGCAGGACGACCAUCCGGCCACCCCCACCCCAGCCACAGGCGGCCGUGACCGAUGGCCACAUUGCCACUGCCGUUGGUGCCCUUGACCGCUCCAUUUGUGCCGGCGACAUCCACACGCUGCCAGUCGUGGGGCACUGCGAUGUUGACGAUGCCCUCUUGGUCCUUGAACGCCCCACUGAUGGAGUAGAAAGUGACGAGGCGGCCGGUGAGCACCGCUGCUGUGGGGUCGGCUGGCGCGAUGAGGGGCCCGUCGAUGAGGCAGGCGAAGAUGUGGCGGCGAAGCUCACUCUCAUCACUCGUGUUCGAUGACUGACAUGGUGCUGGCGGCACGCCCCAAACCCGACAGAGAAAACCUGUCAGCCAAGCGCGCAAAGCUGGCAACAGAGAGGCUGCUCGGGAGGUGAGUCGCCUCCAGGACGGAGAUGGGUGGCGGCGCUUGCACUCAGCUUCGAUGACGAACAGCAGGCCCCCUUCUUCGCCCGCCACUCGGUCGACCAGAGCCUCACGCGACCAGCCAUGCUGAGAACUCCUGACACACACAGAGACGCACACGGCAGGGAGGUUGGCCGUUGUGUGCCUCUCUGCUGUGAGUGCUCACCUGAACAGGCAGCGUAUGUGGGUGUGCGAUUUGCCGAUCAUGGUCAGCUACACACAGUCCAUCAGGUCGUACAUCUCAAAGGCACUCAGCAGCUGCGGCCAGUCGUCGGUGAUGGGGAGGGCCAAGACGGCGUCCGGGGCCAGGCGACGGCGGCGGACGAAAUCCACGACUCUGAGAGAACCAAAUCAGGCCACCGCAGAUGUCCUCUGUCGGCCUGUGAUGUGUCGCCUUACUUCUCGAAGGUGGUCGUCGGCACACUGUCAUCGGUGACGGGUGCCGCAAACCUACAGGCACACACACACACACACACACACACGUCCAUACUGCGCCGUUUCCCUCCUCCUCAUUUGCCCCAACUCACUCGGUGAAUCGUCUGCCGAAGGUGUCAAGUCCCGCCAGAGUGGCGUCCGUCGUGGAAACAGUCGUGCCAUGCACAACGGCACUCAGCACCUCAUAGCCGCCCGUCCCUCUGGCCGCCGAUGACUUGAUGAAGCCACCCAUCACCGCCAUGAAGUUCUGGAAGGCCUCACUGCCCUGCUCGUUCUGUGGCGUCAUACUGAGUGUCGUCUUGGCGAAGAACAGGUCGUGGUAGAAGGCCUUGACGGGGCAGUCGUCGAAGACCGUGAUGUCGUCGAUCCAGCCCGCCUUGAGAAAACCCAACUUCACAUCCAACCUGACACACACAGAUGGAGAGAGUCAGACACGCGGCCAGCGGAUGAAUGUCAACCAAACAACAUGGGCUUUGCUUCCCGCCCACCAGAUGAAGUAGUGCGGGUUUGCGUCGAUGAAGGGGAUGCCGUCGGUGUCCUCGAGCAGCGACUCAUCGAAGCGGUGAAACAACACAGCCAGGCGUGUGUCCUUGAGGCCAUCUUGCAGCAGCACUUCACGAGGGAACUCCAUGGUGAAGCCGCCCACGUUGAUCUGCCAGGGCUUGUCUGCUUGGGUGCUGCUGCUGUCUGGCGCCUCCUUGGCAGUGACAGGUGGCUCAGAGAGACCCUGCAUGGCUGAUGCCCUUCCACUGUUGUGACUCGGAGAGGCGAUAGUCAGGCGGUGGGAUGACUGAUGAGAGUGAAUGUCGAAAGAAGCCGGCUCACGCUUCUCCGAGGAGUUCGAAC
Messenger RNA from Vitrella brassicaformis, 3219 nucleotides. The record is from the annotation of a GenBank genome assembly. NCBI's taxonomy places the organism in Eukaryota, Vitrellaceae.